This is a messenger RNA of Porites lobata, 26721 nucleotides long. Lineage: Eukaryota; Metazoa; Cnidaria; Anthozoa; Scleractinia; Poritidae. The record is from the annotation of a GenBank genome assembly.
AUGGAGGACCAAGACAGAGGAUUUCGCCGUGGAAGAGGCGGACGGAGAAGAGAAAGGGGCUACAGAGACAGGUCGUCAAGGGUAAAUACUGUUAUAUAGUUUUGAUUUUUAGAUGUCUAAGAAUAUAGUAUCCAAACUUAAUAACGAUUAGUUUUAUAACAGACAGAUCAGAGGUCUCUCAGUCGGCGAGGGGAAAAAUGACCCAAAGGCAGGAGAAAGAACUGCCUUCCUUCUUCUCAUUUUUCUCUCGCUGUGAGAGACCUCUUUAACCAUGGCGGAAUUCUGUGAAAUUACAACCCAAACAAUAAAUGAGCAGGUUAAAGUGAUGUAAUGUGCUCUUAAAAACUUCUGAAUAGAUAUCGUGUUCGCAAGGAAAUGUUUUAACUGCUACGAAGCCCUCAUUUUAUUUUCUUCAGGGUCGGAAACUAAAAUUUUGGAGCACUCGCCAUCUGGGCUAGUAACAUUCAAAUUGCACUAGGCCAGAUAAGUUUUCACUCACCUAGUCUCCUCUGUGAAGUUAAUGCAUGGACGUUCACUCACCAUGCCUUGAAACAGACCAUAAUUUCAAAGAAAAAGGAAACAACAACACACUUACCUCAAGCGAAGUGUCGGAAUUAUACACUAAAAGCGGUGGGAAAGUGACCAAGUUUUCCCUUAACUUGUGCUUUACUGUUCAUUACUUCUAACCAAAAAUUAGUAGCUUUAUGUUAUUUUUGUGUACAAUGAUUGUUUUGGAUUGUUUUUAGCUGCAGGUUUUCUAUGUUAAGAAAUUCUGAUGUUUGCCGUUUGCUGUAAACGUCACUCUAAAUCUCUCAGCUCCGUGGAAAAUACUGUGUAUUUAAUGAACGGGUAUAGAAUGGUACCUCAAAAAAUGUGGGUCUUGGAAAUUUUUAGCCCGAUCUUGAAAUCUUGGCAUUUGAAAGAAGCGCCUUGGAAUCACGGGCUCGCUAAAAAUUGACUCGUCUUGGGGACUCAAAUUUUAAUAAUUUGGUUCUUUAGGACUACAAAAGGGCCAUAAUUACCUCUUUUUAGGCAACAUAUGAAAAUCACUGCUCCCUUUGAAGUUGCAAUGUUAUGCGCAGUGCAAAACCAGCUGCUUUAGAUUACAAGCUAAGACAGAAAUCUCGAAAUCCAGUUAGCUAGAGCCAGCUGUAAAACAUGGCAAUUGUUAAACUUACAUUUUCGCUUUUGCCGCUUCCCAGAAGGAUUUGAAACUGACGCACCCUUGUUCACUGGUGCCUCUUCCAUUGUUGAAAAUGCCAAAAGUUUUCUUUUUUUUGUUUAACUCCGAGCGCCAUUCAGUAAUGGAGAGUAGUUCCAAUGAAAGCCGCAUGGAGGCUACACAAGCUCAAAUAACUUGUUGGUAUUCAAAAAGGCCUUGUUACAGUAAUAUAUGAGCCUUCCUAGCUAACUGACAAUGUGUUUUUUGUACAUGGUACUUGAUCUGAGUAGAAGCAAGGUUUGGUGUCAGGCUAAUUAGCUGAAGCAGUACUAUUGGUGUGAAACUGCUCACUUUUGUUGGCAUUUUCUGACAUUUUACUUAGCUUUAUUAGUACCAUUACCUCGAAAUCUUUGGCACUUAGAGUCCUUGGCUCGGAUUUUUUAAAAGUAAAGUCUUGGCCUUGGAUUUGAUAAAAAUGUUUAAGUCUCAGUGUUGAAUAAUUUUAAAACCUUAAUGACGAGAGAACCAGCUUUGAUGGACAUCUCAGAAAUUAUGAUAAGCUUUUGGCUUGACAACAGUCUAGACUGAUCUCAAGUGGAAAGUGAAAAGUCACAUUAAUUUUGAAUAUAUGUUGUGUAUAUGAAAACCACACUUGCCAAACCUGGUGAUUGAGGGCCUGUAUGCUGUAAUAACCACAUGAAAAAAAACAAACAAACAAACAAACAUAUUGAUUUAAUGAUCAAAACAACAACUCUGGAUUUUUUUUUUAUUCUUUCUGGUACAUUUUAUACCUUCCUUUUUACAGUGUAAAUGGCUUACUGUAAUUUGCAAAACAACAUGAAAUGAAACAAAAUGAAAAUCUGUACUUUGCAAAAUGAAAAUAUGUUUUAAGAAGUGAUGGCAAAAGGUGGCAACUUGAAUGCCAUGCUGCCUUGACAGAAAAAUAUGGGUGACAAAUGGUCUUUGUGCGCACUGCGAUUUUUUUGCGAGCAAGAGCAGAGAUAAAGAAUUAGCUUUGCGAGCAGUGAGCACUUCUCAUAUUUUCCACUUGCAGCAAUCCAUAUGGAAAUCCUUUUCUUUAAAAUAAAACAGAAAAUAUUUUAAAACGGGGUUUUAAUUUAGAGCACACCAAGUUCUUAUAAGCUAGUUUGAGUGACACCUUAUCAAGAUCUAACCAAUUACAGUUGUGUUUGAUGCCAAAUGACUUCACAUUUUCGCUUCACUUCAUCACGUGUGUGUUCGUACGGAUAAGAAAGCAAAGGUCACAAGAAGAACAACCAUAUAUAACAACCAUAUAUAAGCAUAUAUAGCUAGAUUAGCUAAUUUAUUAUUUAUCGUUGUCAUUUAUUGCGUGCAUUUCCACUGACUUUAAUAGCCAUAUUUAUAGGAAUUAAGCACCAUACAGAAUUGCAUUUACUUUAACCCAAAGAAGGAUUUACACAAUUUCGAGCAAUACUGACAAGAAAGCGAGCAUGCGCGCAACUGCAAAAAUUUUGGGAGCACGAGCAAGCGAGCACUCAUUUAAAUUUUGCGAGCAAAUCGAGGAAAGGUAAAAUUUUGCGAGCAGUUAAAAAUUUUAAUGGACCAUUCAUCACCCCUAAAAAUUUGUCAGGAACAAAAUGUGUCCUGCCACUCAGUAUUUUACAUUGUCUAUUUUACAUUCAAAAAUAGAAAAAGCUAAUCCCAUCUUUUAGUUUCCUUUUCCUGUUUAAAAUUCUAUCGAUGCAAAAUCUUAAUUUAUGUAAAACACAUCGUUUUAUUGAAUUUUUAAUUAAGAUCAUCCAUACCUAUUUAUAUAUGUAAGAAAAAUGUAAAGAUCUUCAAAAUUUACCAAAAUUUUUGAAAUGACAUUCAGUUUAAUUCUAGGCUAAGGAAAAAAGAAAAAAGAAAGUCAAGUUCUAUUUUUUCAUUUUCCAUUUUACUAACAAACUAGUACAAAAAAGCGAAAAUCAGCCUCCGUUUCCAUUUUAUGUACUUUCAUUUUCCGUUUUUUGUUUUAUUUGCCAAAAAUACAAAAAACAAAAAUCUACUUCCGUUUUCCAUUUUUUGUUUUAAGCACAAGAAUCGACCUCGGGUCAGUCAUUUUCCCCUUUAUGUAUGGAUAAAUGGGGUGUCACUCAGAGCGCGGACCAGGAUACCAGUGGCGUGUGGAUAAAAUACAGUAGUAGUGAUGCCUGUGCAGAUUGCUUCAGACAACCAAAUUACAAUACUUGGCCAAUGACAGGCUUUCCUAAAUCUGGGUGGUUAAGUUGCUGUUCCACUGAGACAAGUAGGAACAGAAAGGAAUAUUUCGCCAUCAUUGUAAAAACAUGGGUCGAACUUACUAGCCUUUGAUUACCUUCCUAAAUUGUAAUUUGGUUGUCUGAUCUGUGAUCUGCACAGGUGGAAUCACUAGUACCAUAAUUUAAUCCACAUGCCAAUGGUAUCCUGGCCUGUGCUCUGAGCGACACCCCAUUUUUUUAUCUAUAAUUUGUGAGUAUAUCCUGUAGAUGUUUAAAUAAGAUUCUGUAGAGAUAUUUGGCCAUUGUUGGAAAUGCUUUCUUAUAAAAGCAAAAUGCAUGAAUUUAUUGUUAUUAAUUCUAGGGUAAAGGUGAUGGUGCAUCAGGGGUGUCACCAGCAUCAAUGACACCAAUGAAGACUCCCAUUAUACUUACCAAGCCUACGGCUGACAGGGUAAUUAUUAUUAUACUGUUUUGCACUGCGAGUUUGGUUACUACUGAAUUUGAAGAUACUAGGAAAAAACUGUCUACGGAACCCACCACUUGUUUUGAACUAGUUUAUUUGGUGUAACUUCCACCUUGCACCUACAUGUACAAGUAGUCAGUUAGCCACAAGUCAACUGAGAAUAAUGGUAUACAAGUCAUUUAGGCUGACUUAGUAUAAAGGCUAAAAAUCAGAAUUAAUUGAAAUGAAAUGGACAAGCUUUCUGCAUCAUUAUGAAAAUGAUUACAAUUCUGUUAGGCGUAAUCCCGAUUAGGGAGAACUAUUUUCCUAUUUUCUGUGAGGUCUAAAUCACACUAUUUUCUAUGACAGAGUGCUUGAUAAGCACAGUAAGUCACUAUUGGCUAAAUAAUUUGAAGUUUUGUGUGCUUGGCUUUAUCACUAAUGAAAGCCAACAAAGUAAAAUUAAUUAUAGCUGUCAACGGAGUGCGAAACAUUUACAUUGCUUGGUUUAUUUUGCAUGAAUAUUUUAGUUUAUGUACCUUUUAUCAUUUUGAUGCACUUAAUGCUUCAUGCAAUGGGCAACCUUGUAAGAAAUAAUUAUUACUGAUGAUGAAUAAAUAAAAAGCAAAUACAAAUCAUACCCCUUUCAAACUAAUUUUACACUUGUCAGUGGCUGCUCAACCCACAGGGUGGGUAAUUGGUUGGAAACUUUGAACCUUUUGGUUGUGUGUAAAUGUCUUACAAUGAAGAUACAAUGAUAUUAAAUACCCUAAAAUAUCCAAAAAUGGGAAUCCGUUAUUUUUUCCUGUGCGAUCAUACAAUGAAUUAAGUUUCCAUCACUUAGAUGCAUGUAUUCUUUGACACAGUUUGUCACUUGUCGACCAACACUAAUCUCGUUGAUCAUAUGUCUCUGAUCUUUUUGCAACAUGCAGCACUAAAGUUCUGGACAGAAAUUCCCCACUGCCCUAAAGUUCUGGACAGAAAUUCCCCACUGCCUAAUUCUCUUUUAAUGAAGAGUCCACAUUUGUACUCUUGCUAAUUAACAGUUGGGGUGGAUAUAGGGAAUAUCAUAGAAAAGUUUUGUUUGUGAAGAGACCCCCCCUCAUUACUGCCUUUGAAAUAAUAAUUAUAAUAAUAAUAAUAUAAUAGUAAUAAUAAUAUAUAACAUGAUGCAUUACUGUAUAUUGUGUGCAGCAUUUUGUUCACAGUCAGUAAUAAUACAUGUACAACAUCUCUGGUACAUAAUGCUUUUAAUUUACUAGGGACAAGAAACGCCUGUGAAACAAAUAUUGAUAAAGCCAAGGUAAUAUUUUUAUGUACAUUAAUUACUAAUAGAAGUAUCUUUCUUGCAAAACCUCAUGAAACUCCAAGUUAAGCCUACUGGCCAGAUGGGUGGAGUUAGGACCCACUGUGAAUAUCCGGUCAUAAAGACAUGCUUUUUCUUUCUUUUCCUUUUUGUUGUUUCAUUGUCCUAUUUUAUACUUGCCUAUAGCAAGCAUCUUUUACAUUAUUUCUGCCACCAAAUAGAAAGCAAACUGAAGCAAACAGGUCUGUAAAGGGAGAUGCAAUGGAAAAUGUUCUUUUACCUAAAUUGUACACUUUACUGGUGCCCUUAUUUUGAAGCUGGUGAUCCAGAUAGCUUCCAAUUUUCCUUUUAAAUGACUUCUGCUCUUGAAAUUCAUCGCAAAAAGCAUUAUGUGGCAGCUAAAAUGGCCACAGAAACAAUUGGGCUAAGUUUGUUUUCACAAAGUUUUGUUGAUAAGCAACUGCAAACAUUAACCUGUUAUACAUCUGUAUACAAUGUGUUAAAUUAUAUGUUCAGCGAGGACAGACAGCAAAUUGUGUUUGCUCAAGAUAUCUAAAGUCAUAGCUGUUCAUCAGUAGGAUUCCUACAAUGUGUAUAUCAUGUGCAAUUCCACAAUUGCUUUUGGCUCCAUUAAAUCCUAUACCAAGUGUUCAACAUUAAUUUAGGCAGAGCCACCCACAAUGUGAGCACAGUUACUGGCAAGGUAUACGAGUGCAUAUGUUAUGGGUCAAAAUUAAAUUCAGGUUAAAAUUUUUUAUUCUCGGGUGAUUCUCAAUUUCCUUUGUCUUUUAGCCCUAAUUCAUGGAUAAUUAGGGCUAGGAGACAAAGGGAAUCACAAUUUGCUUCUAGUGAUUCAAAUGCGAUGCAGAUUUCAGCAAAAUAAUAUUAACUAAUGAAGUAACCCCACUUUGCAAAGAAUUAAGUACCAAGGAACUCAUGAAUAAUUAUUCAUCCAUAAGUAUAAAAACAACAAGCUCUUGUAAAAAAGCUCUGUAGGCAAAUUCAAUUAAAGUAAUUUCCAGGUUUGCUGGAGUUAUGAAAAGUAACCUGCAUUUUAAAUGUUUUCUGAACUGUUGCUUCCCUGUAUUCCAACUUUUUCCCUUUGUUUCUUUUAUGUGCCAAAUGUAGCUCAAAGUUUUGUUGAGAGAUUAGUAGAUAAUUUAUAGAUCAGUUACAUAUUGGAAGGGCUAUAUAACAUAAUAAUAGUUUUAUUUCUGGAUUUCUGGAUGUCUCUUCUGUUUUCAGUCUUCAUUUAGACUUUUCUCUGAACCAAUCAGUGAGACAGUGCCUGUUCUAAACCAAUUCACAUUAUUAAUAGUUGCAUAAUAAUAAUUAUUUGUACUUCUUCAUCUGAUUUUCAUUUACAAAAAAAUGAAACUUUUUCUUGAAAUUGGAUUAGCUUAAUUUAGUUUUUGCCCAAAAUACUUGUGGAGCUUGUUUAAUCUGGAUUUACAUUUGCAGUUUGUUGAUUACAUGUAUCUGUUGGAUACAUUUUGCUUGGAUGAAUUAUAUGCUAUCUAUGUCUGCUUUAUUACUAUAGGCAGAAAAUUAGUGGUAAUUACAUGUAGAGUCAAUUUGGUAGUAUUGUAUUCUAAGUGUACUAAUCACUGGAUUUUUGUUUGAAGGGAACCACCAAAAGAAGGAGUUACAAGACCAAAUGCAGCGCAACCAGCAGUGCAAAGCAAAACACUUUUACUAGAUCACCAAGCGACAAGCCAAGGCCCAGACAGAUCAGUAGGAACUGGGCAUGGCCAUUCUCACAGUAUAGCUGCAGCAACAGCAAGCACAACUACUGGUAAUGAAAAUUGUUUUGCUCACCAUAAAAUUGACACUUGCUGCAUGUUUUGGGUUUAUCCAUAGCAUACAUGCCAACCCUCCCGGAUUAUCUGGGAGUCUCCCGGAUACGACACCAAUCGAUCCCGGUCUCCCGUACGGGUCAUCAUAUCUCCCGGAUAAAAUCAUCUUUUGAGCUUUUCUGUGCCUUAGUUUGAGAUUUAGCCCAUGUUAGCUCAAAACUUGAAUUUUUCUUAUUUGUAGUACGGUUUCUGGGGCAUUUUUGCUCCUGUUUAGUCACUGACAAAGAUUAUUUCUGGCAUCAAAUGAAACGUUGAUCGCGAAUUUUGAUAGUUUGUACUUCAUGUAAGACUUUAUAUAAUGUCCUAAGUCAUUGCCACAUUUGUCGGGGUUGUGGAAGGGGGGGGGAGGAGGGAGUUCAUUGAAUUUCCGGGGGGGGUAGUGAAAAAGAGAGAGUCUCCAGAUUUUAGAUCUCCAGAGGUUGGCAUUUCUGCCAUAGUCAUUUAAAUGUUGUAUCUAUAUACAUGCAUGACAAUACUCAAGCAUGUUAAGUCUUGACCCAGAAUGUAAUUUGCAUAAAAACUGCAAACAGCCAUGUAACUUUAAAAAGAUUUUCCUAAACAACCUCAAAUCUUGAUGUUCUUAAAUUAUUGUUUACUUGAAGUGUGGAUUUUUUGCAUCAUAUUACAGGUCUGUUAUUGCCAAGUUCUUGUGUUAACAACUGCAUUGCUACAGUAGGUGCCUGGGGUGUCCAGGGGCUUCCAUAAAGCAAAACAAAAAAAACACACGCACACGCAUAUGCACACACAGGCAUCCGUAACCUGAGAUCAGGCUCUAUUUUCUUUUCCUACCAUAAGACCAUAAAACAAUUAAAAAGACAGCAAAAUUGAUCCUUCUCUCUGCCGAUGAUGGAUCAUUCACGAAAACAACCACACGAGGAAUAAGUGCUUUCAACUUCCGGCGUUUCCGAGAGCCAAUCAGAUCUUAUGGCAUUGUUCUAACAGCCAAUCAGCGUUACGGCCAAAAUCUGGCUGUAACGAGCACAAACGUGGGAGAGUCUGUAUCAGGCCCAAUUUUAGUGGUAGCCGUUAGAGAGAAUGUAUGAGAACCGCUAAAAUUGGGCCUGAUCUCAGGUUAAGCCAUCUGUCACACUGAAGAAUAUCUGUGGAGAAAAAAAAACAACAACAACAAAGGGUAGGGAGGGGGGGGAAUGGCUCAAAGAAACCUUAUGCUGGAGAAAAGUGUGAUCAGAAGAGACUGCUUUGCAGGCAUGCUGUAUUUUGCCAGUUUCAAUGCCAUUUGUUUGACUAGGAGUUUAGCAGGGUAUGAACGUGGUCAAAUUUUUUCUGACCGCCUUCCUACAGAGCACUCUCUGCCUCUAUUAUUUAGCUCCACAUAAGACAGAACCUGCAACAUCUUGGAGAAGUGAAGGUCCAGCACUUGGGCCCGUGGAGAAGGGAAAAAAAGAAAACUAUACCCAUUCCCACUUUGAAAGAAUUCAAGCCAUCACAAUAGAUCUAAAUUUUAUGGGAUGGUCUUCUCUGCGAAGUGCUGGAUGCAGAUUCAACCUUCUUUAGAUAGACAUGUGGCGAGAAGGGGUUACACAUGCACUUUGCAGGCACGCUGUAGAUUGCCAGCUAAAAAUUCCGACUCCUUCUCUGAGUAAUGCCAUUUGUGCGUCCAGUAGUUUAGCAGGGAGUGAUCAUCAUCAAAUUUUUCCUGUCGAGUGCACAUCCUGCUAAGUGCAGCUGAAGCAAAUAAGAUUCUAAAUGGAAUACCCAACACUGUCAUUGGUGUGGAGGGGCCCUGUGGCUUGUCUGGGUGUAGAGGGAUGCCCUCAUCCCUAAAUAGCUAUCAGGUGAACACAAUAUAUUAAUCUAGGUUGUGUUUGUAAGUCCAAGGAUUAGUAGAAUCUAGGGUGUGAAUAUCAUCCAGACAAUGAAAGAUGUUGAUGUUGUAGUUCUCUUCAAGGAUUCACCCUGCUGUCAAAUCAGCAGCUGAGGAAAAGAAUUAAGGCACUGAUUGUAAAGCAAAAGGUAUAAUGAAACAUGUAGUUGUGCUCUGAAUUAAUUUAGACGGCACUUCACAACUUACUUUCCAUAAAAUCCAGUUUAAUGUCAGAGGUUUCUAACAACAAAAAUUGAAAUGAAAAGUUAGCCAUACAGUCAAAUAAAUGUUCCAUAAACCAAAUAAUAACUGGUGUAUAAAUAGAAAUACAAGAAAGGCACAUCAAAGAAAUAAACUGAAAGAAAAAAAGGAAUCAAAAAAAGAAGUAAAAUUACACAUCUGAAGGUGAAGAUUAUAUCUACAUUGAUAAAAAUACAUAAACUAAGUGUCAAAUGACAGUUACAAGUAUUAAACUUGAAAGUUAUAAAGCAUUAAACUGCAAAUGAAACCGGUGGGGAUGCUUGGGGGGGUGUAAAUUUCGGGGUCUCCUUAGGGUGUUCUGGGCAAAAUGCCAUGAUAAAGCUGUGAAGAUCUCAUUUAGGGUUUACGUAAAAAAAAAACAUUGGGCCAUAUUUUGAUAUCGGUUUUAUUUCUCCAUUGAUAUAAUCCAAGUUUUCUCAUUUGUCUGUGUUUUUAAUUCUUUUAGGGGUCAAAAAAUUUUGGGCCAUGCCAUCCCCGGUCCCUUCAUACGGGUUUAAUUCAAAAUUUCUGACGAGCAUCCCCACCCCCUUCAUAUGCAGAGUAAACCCCCCCGGAGUUCCACUGACCUAAAUCAUUUGAAACAGAACAUGAUGACUGGAUUGGAAGAAUCACAAUUACAUGUACCUCAACAACCAGAGGGACUUAAAAUUACCAGUACCACGACAGCCACAAGGACCACAACCACACUUUGAACAACAACCACAUCGGCCACUACAGCCGCAAGGGGCACAACUAUCUUUGCAACCCUAUCAACCAGAAGGAUCACAAUGUCCUCAAGGACCACAAAGACCACAAGGACUAGGAUGACCAAAAAGAGUAAAUGACAAAGAUUAAACAGUCAUGACGAUCAGAACAACCUCAAGGAUCUCACAACUACCACAAAAACCACAACUGCAGGGGCUACAGUGACCUUCAGCACCAUGAUGACCUGUCAGACCUCAACUAGCAUGAGCACCACAAAAGCUAUGGGAGCUCAAAGACCAUGAUGAUCACAACGACCACAACUAUGUCACAAAGAUUAAAAUGACCACAAGGGUCACAAUGACCGACAUUGUGGGAUUUGUGCUGCUUGUAGGAGUUGUGUUGGUAAUGUUGUGGUUGUUCUGCUGGUUGUGGGAUAGUAUUAGUUGCAUUUGUGCUAUUUGUGCUGGUUGAGAGUAUUCUGCUGGGUGUGGGAUUGUGCUGGUUGAGGCAGUUGUGUUGCUUAUAUUGUGAGAGUUGUACUUGUAGCAUUAUGGCGGUUGUGUUGGUUGCGGGAGGUUUUCUAGUUGUGGGGUUGCGCUGUUUGCGAUUGUGUAAUUAAUAUUGACUGGAUGACUGUGUGAGGCAGCCUGUAUGUCAUAACCCACAGAAAAAGUUAGUAGUUGCUUUCCAUUGAGUCUUCAUUCAGUAGGUUAGUGGUUAGAGCUUCUGACUAGAGUGCGAAGGUCAAGGAUGUUGAAUCCCCCCGGUAUAAACACCCAUUUGCCAAGCAGGAGGUCACUGGUUCAAACCCAGGCCAGACUAACACUUAGGGUCUAAAAAAUAUUUUUAAAAGUGAGCAGAAAGUGUUGUCUUUGUAUUUAGACAUCUGCAAACAGUUAAACUUUCAAGUCUUCUUGGAUAAGGAUGAUAAACCAUUGGCCCCUUCUCACAACCCUUGCACAUUGUUUGUUAAGAGUAGGGGAUGUAGCCCCAGAUGUGAUGGUCUAUCUUUCACGCCGGAGGGACUGUUGUGGGCUCAUAGUAAUUGGUGUCAAGCGCUCUUGUGAUCCUUCCAAAAUAGGCGAACCUAAAUUGGCAAACCUAAGUAAAUAUAAAAAAGUAAAGUGACUAUAAUUUUAUUAGCUGACUUAUGGCAGUGUAGCUGUGGUGCCUGAACCGCAGAAAAUUGAAAAAAAACUUCGUUUUUUCUUGUAGGAGCCAGUGGUAAUGUUGAAGGACUCACUGCUAAUAUGGCAUCCCUUAAGCUUGGUCUUCAUAAACCCAAUAAUACUUCUCAACUUGUUAAACUACUGGAUGAAAACCUUCAGUGGAAUGAUAGUGCUUUAGAGGUAUGCCAUCAUCUGUGAUACAUGUAAUGUACAGUAGAGUAAAAUUUUGUAGGUGUCCCUGCAGUUGGACUCUAAAGCCUUGAUUGUCUUUAAUAAUCAUGUGAAGUAAAUUAAAAAUUCUUUGGUCAAGUGUGGAUGUGAUUCUCACAGUUAUGUGAUCAAUGGAAGCAGCUGAAAAAUAAAAAAGAAAAAGAGAAAAAAAAUAGAAUUUUUUAUGUUUUAUUUCAUCACCUUUGUUUGCUCAUAGUAUAGUCUGUCCUACUGUUGAGCAGAUCACUUCCUCAUCCAUUUGCUUCCUAUUUGCAAUUAAGUUAGACAGGAUAUACUUUGUCUUUUCAAUGUUAAACUCUUGAUUAUUAAUGAGAAUACCGCACAUUACAAUUCUGAAUAGUUAGGAUUGAAAGUCUUGUUGAGGUGAUGAGUUGGAACAAUAGUAUGUUGCAAUAAAUCCAGUUUGUGGUCUUUGUAAUUAACUGUCUAAAAAGGAUUUUAUUGUAAUUACUUAUUUAUUAUUUUGUUUCCUCUUAAUUUCUCACAUUUUAUCACCCUCUAAUCUCUAAAAUUCAUACUAUUACAAACACAAGUCAUGAGAAAGGAGAAUUUAGGCUGUACCGACUGACGUUUUAAAUACAAGCUAUUUACUGUUCUUCUGUGUGUCCAAUAGACCACACAGAUGAUUUGUAAAUUUCCUUGUUUUUCUUUAAAAUAUUAUUGCACAAAUUGUUGUUUCAAUCCCAGACUCAAACUAGCCCAAGCAAAAUACCUAGCCAAAAAUUCACUUUCAAUAUUAUCUAGUUAAAAAGAUUUUUCUAACUACACUGCGAUAUGUUUCUUGUUGCCAAUUAGGAGUAGAAAAUUCAAUAUUUCCUGGCAUGAAGCUAGCUAGAAGCAGUUCCUGCAUUCAAGAUUUUUUUUUACAUUAACCUUCAAUGGUUUUGUCCCUAAUAUCCCAGCAUCCUGAUUACCUGCCACUGGGUCUCUGAGCAUGCCAAAAAUGGUGUUAAACAUUCGUACAAAAUAACACUGUUUUUACCCAAAUUAAAUUUCUUAUUGUGUCUUUAUGGAAUAAUUCCCAAUAAUAUCUCCUUUAUUUAUUAUACAGACAAGAGUGUUUUAGUGGAAAAUAUACCACUCAUAAAAUUCAUAAAAAUUACAUCCGGGACACGAGUGGUUUAUUUUCCAUAAUCUCACACGUGAGUUUAUCGAUGACGUAGUUUUGAUAAUUUCCCUCUAUUAUUUUAUUGAUGUCAUCUCGUGGCAAAAACAAUAUUUUACUCACUCGCUGCGCUCGUUCGUAAAAUAUUGUUUUGCCACUCGAAAAUAAAAUACAUAUCUUCGCGCCACCAUGUAAUAUCCUCUAUGUAUAUAUAUGUGUGUGUGUGUUAUAACUGAAGGUAAAUCAAUAUUAUUGAUUUAAAAUUUUCUAUCUAGGUGCUUCUUGACCAGACAGAUUUCUUAGUGGUGGGUGUCAUUGGUCCCCAAGGUGCUGGUAAAUCAACUGUUCUCUCAGUGGUAGCUGGAGCAGGACCUUUUUCAAGGUUUGUAAAAAUUGAUAUUUUGGAUAUUCUUUCAAAGUGGCACUGCCUUUUUUUUGCCUCUUAUGCUCAUUUUGCUGAUGCAGAUAUAAAAUUUCUUUUUUAACCUGCAGGUCAUGCUUAUUCCCUGUGCAAACAAGACAAGUACAAGUGAGUAUUUUAAAGUUUUAGCCUAACACAAGUUAUAUUGUUACCUUUGCUUUCACUGCUACACUGUCAAACGUGAAUGUUAAGUUGUCUCAAGUCAAACCAUGCAAAGAGCACCUGGAAAUGUUGAAACGUUGUGGUUCUAUCAUGUUCUUACAUGUAUUUUUUAAAAAAGCUCUCUUUGCUUGAAUCUUCCAUGACCAUACUAAAGGCAAAGGGAAGUGAUUUGAGGUUUUAGGAUAAAAUUAAAUGUUGUAAAAUCAGUUGGAGAAAGGCAAAAACUGAUAUAAUAACUUGAAACUACUCUUCUCUGAACAAGCCAAAAAACACAUUUCACAUGGUAACCCAUUGUUGGGGUGUGCAUGCAAAACAAUCAUGGGCCUCUGUGCCUAAGGUUGUCACCACAGGUUUAAAUCCCAAAAAAUGUAAAGAGUUUAGUGUCAACUUUCUUUGCUGUAACAGUUGUGUGUGGCAGCCCAUUGCCACUGUUAGCAUGUAUAUCAAAUCCCAUUGAUUCAUUUAAGUUGCUUGGUGUUCACAUUACCAAAGAUCCACCAUGGGUUAUUCACUGCGAUUAUGUUAUCAAGAAAGCCAACAGAAGGCUCUACACCCUGAGAAAUCUUAAGAAGAGUGGAGUCCAUCCAGAUGAUGUUGUUAUUGUCUACUGUUGACUUGUCAGAUCUGUACUUGAAUAUGGAGCUGCUGCUUUUGCUAAUCUCUCCAACUACCUUGCCAAUGACAUGGAGAAUAUCCAGAAGUGUGCCCUCUCCAUUAUCUAUCCUUUUACUUCAUGCAAAGAUGCACUUGCUAAGACAGGGAUCACAAGCUUCAAGCAAAGUUGUGAAAAUGCUUGUGUCAAUGUUAAAAAAAGAGUUAGUCCUGAGAACCCAACCUUCUCUUUAAUUCAAAGUAGAAUUGUUCAAUCAUCUUUGGCUUACUGUCAACAUUCAAAUCGAUCAUUUAUCACCCUACCAUCUGAUACUGAUUUUUGCACUAAUUUUGUACAAAUGUCUGUUGCUGUACUGUACCUCCCAAAUAUUUUCUUCAAGUUGUUGAUGAGACAAGUGCCUGUACAUGGUUUGGUAGCUCUACUUCAAAUUACCUUGAGUAGAAGUCAGUUACUAACAGGUCACUUCAAACAACUUUCCAAGGUAAUCCUGAAAUAUCUUGCACUGUCUUGUUCAGUUUCUCUGGGAGGUGCUCUGUUAAGACAGUCUGAAAUGACCUUUUUUCCUGGGCCAUAUCGUACCUCAAGGUCACACUUGGUGAAUCUGUAGUCUGGGAAGGGCCUCAUUCAGUGGUUUUCAGGGAUUUGGUUUGUGGUCUGUCUCAAUAACUCUCUGCCUGUUCACAUGUGAAACUUCAGCUACCAGCUUUCUUUCAAUAUUGUUAUAUAUCUUCCCAGAGGAAAUCAUUGUCUCUGAACUGAAAGCAACCAGUUUCCUCUUUUUUAUGAUCACUGUUCUAAGGUCUGUGCAAUUGGAAUCAUUAUUGAGAACUUCUCUUUGCUCUUGUCAGAGUAUGCCAACCUAGGGGCAGUAGUGUUGACAGACUUCAGUUCAUCAAACGCCUCUUGUUGCACAAAUUGCUACAUCUUUCUGGGUAAGUUGUGGAAUUAGUUGCUGCAGAUUAACUUUUGUUCAAUGAACUUGUUGAGGUAAUUGACUGUCCCUAGUAUUUGAGGCACACCUUGUCUGACACUGAGUGCUUGGAUUUUAGGGUCUGGUUCAAGCCGUCAGCAGAAAACACAAGUCCAUCAUAGCUUAUUUCAGAAACCCAAAGUUUUUCUUUCUUAGGGUUGAACUUCAGUUCUGCUUCCCUGCUCCUAUCCAAUACUCGUCAUAACUUACAAUCAUCAUCUGUUUGAUCUUCACCAUGUACAUGUAUCAGGAAAUCUUCCACCAUAAUCUCCACAGGACCCCCUCAAAGGGUUUGUUCAUCUCCCUUUGGUGAUUUCCGGGGCCAGUGAGAUAUAAAAGGGGAGCCUUGUAAAUCGAUAUUGACCCCAGGGAGUGUUUAAUGUCAAGAGCUUUGAGUUUUCAUCAUCCACUGGGAGCUGCCAAUACCCACUGCAUACAUCAAGGUAGGCAAAACUCACAGCACAUGAAAGCCGGUUAGCAACUGCCUGUUUCAUGGCCAUUGGAUUAUGUGCUUUGUUUAGGUUGAUGCCCUGGGUCAAUACAAAUCUCUUUGAACAUCAUUCUUUGAGGGUGGAGUGCUCUUUUCUUUCACGUUCCUUUUGUCAAUCACUAACAUAGGUAAAACCCAAGGGCAGUGUUCCUCUUCGUUGAUAAUAUUCCCAUCUUCUUCCAUCUGUGUGAGCUAUUCUUGUGCUGAUACAAGAAGUGCAAGUGGAAUUUUUACUGGAGGAACUAAGAGAUCAGCUUCCUAAAGUUAUGUACUUUGUUCCAAUUGGUAGCUUACCAGGUUAUCACUCAAACAAUCUUCAUAGUCCCAUAACAAAGGAUCAGUUUGGAGACCCUUGGCAUUUCUUGCACAGGUGGUUCUAACUCUGGAGUAUUGAUCAGUUCCACAUUCAUAAAACAUGAGCACUUAUAAGUCUAGACAAGCAUCACGACCUUGCAAUGGUGUAAAGUUUCUAUCACCAACAAGAUACAACAAGUUAUCACGACUCUCGUAUUGAGUUGUAAUGGUUUUAGACGUCAACUGCCCCUUUAAAGUUGGUUGAAUUCUUGGAAUAGGUUUGUCUGGUUUUUUUUAAACUUCCCUGCGAGGUCUAGAUAACUCACAGAGUAAGCUUCACUAUGAGGAUUUCCUUGCUCAGUUCAUAGGGAAUGACUGAAACUUCUGCACCAGUGUCUGCUUUGAUCUGUUCAUCCUUUAGGGUAAUCUUGAGGGUAAUUUUAAAAACUCCUAGAUUUCUUUCAAGCACCGGAGACACUAUCCAGCUUAACAGAUCCAAAAUGUGUGUGCAUAUCAUGAUAAAGCAGGGUGAAAUUCUAGUGAACAUUCUGUACCAACAAAUGUUGGUGUGUUAAGCUUGUAUUUCUGAAGUUUAGCUUCCUCGAAUGUACUGCAUUAACCAUGAGCGGUUUGCAGCGUCAAAUCUGGCUUCUUUAGCAGUGUCACUUGCAAUUUGUCUGACAAACCCAUCCCACAAUGAGAUCUCAAAUGAGCCAAUCUUGAAGGGCGCCAAAUUCGCAAGUUAACGGCAAGUUAUUUCCAAUCGUCUAACUAGUCGUGCAUAAAUUACAUUUAUAGCUAGCAUCCUUACACUAUUCCUUGAAUUUGCGAGUCUUGUUUGCAAUCUUUCUCUUUGUUAUCGGUGUACAUAAAUUAAGUGGCUGUAUUCCUUGACAGCUUCUUGUCUAGCACAAUGAAGUAACAAAUUUACCUUUAGUUUGUCUGCUUUAUCAUCUUUACCUUUCACAAUAAGAUAGAUUUAAAACUGCAUGAAAAUCAGUAGCAUUAGUGUGAAGCCUCAAUGGACAAGGCAUCCGUGAAUAUGAACACUACAAGAUUCAACUCAACCAGAAAAAAGUUUGUCCUUAGAUUUUCAUAAAUAGUUUCUCACAGUUCCACAAGCUGCCAUGUCUACUACCUGACACUAUGUUGUAAAAUUAGUGGAUAAAGGCAAAAACUAAAUAACUUGAAACUACUUGCAGGCACAGAAGAUAUUUUCACUAGAGAUCAGUAUUACAAUGUUGUUUAUCAAAUACUAACUUUGCUUUUGUGACCUGUUACGUCACGCCUCAAUUCACUUACAUGUUACAAUAUUAGAGGGGAGAGAUCUAGAGUCACGUUAUGCAAACGUGAGAUCCAAGUUGAGAAUUUCUCACAUUAGGAAAUGAACAGACAAAAAUUGUCCAAAAUUAAUGUAUCUGACAGAUGAACAUUAUCAGAAACAAGUUAUUCUCGUGCAUAAAUAAUGAAUAGCAAAUGACAAGUAAAUAGAAAACUUGGCCACAUAGUACAGUACCAUUUCACAUUUGCCGUUUGCUGUAACUGUCAUUCUAAAUCUCUCUGAUAAGUAUUCUGGUAUUUUUUUUACAUUCUUUGGAGGUUCAGCACAGCAUACUCUCCUUCCUUCCCGUCUUCUCGUUGUCAGAUUUUUUUGUUGACCUCGAAUGUAUCAUUAUUAGCAUCUGCAUUUGUUUUUCAGGAGGAUGGAACCUAUCAGACACGUGGUAUCGACAUGGCUGUAACUCAAGAAAGAGUAAUUCUGCUUGAUACUCAGGUAAGAUUUAUGUGCAAGUGUAAUGCUGCUGAAAUGUCCUGUCUCUUUUUCCACUUAUGAACAGGUCAGCAUUCAAUAUGAAUCUGGCAGGGUGGAAUGAUAGCAUUUCUCCAUAACUGAUUCUUCACCUCUACAUGUACUGCACUUGUUAUUUGUUCCUUUAUUGCUGCUUUUUGCUUGUUUAGUUUGUUUUGUUUUCUACGCUGCUCAGUUAUUGCAUUUCUAAUCUGAAGUUAGAUAGGGGCCCCCAGUUUCAAUUUGAGCUUUAUCUUUAGCAGAAAAAUAUUUCUAAUUUUGUUACUUAUGCAAUUUUACAUCACCUUUAACCUUCAACUAUUCUACUAUUUUUUCUUGUAUGUAAUAUACUGAAUGUCCAUGUUUUUUAAACUAAAGUGAAACUGAAAAUGAUUGAACAAAAUAGUGAAGGAGAAUAUUAGUCAAUUCUAGUAACCAUGAAAUGUUAUGUAGCACAUUUUUGAUUGAAAGCUUUAUUAAAGGAAGAUAAGGCAUUUCCAAGUAGAGGUUAACUAGUUUCAAAAGAAACAGUGGAACUUGUUGAUGGGGGAGUGACACAAUAUUAAUUUUAAGACCAUGGGUUUGACUUGAAGACCUCAGUUUGCUUUAACGAACAUACAAAGAUGUAUUAACAGGUAACAGCCAUCGUAAAGAAUAUUUUGCUUUUGCCCAUGAAACUGAAAUCGUAGAAAUCUUCAAUUCCCAAGAAGGGCCAUUUGGUUACACAUUUUAAGAGUAAGUUUGGCUUUAAAGGUGCAAGAGUAGUGUUUUCUACAUACUUGCACUUGCUUUGUAAUGAAAAAAGCAAUCAGGCAUAAGAUAAUUAUACUACAAGCAGCAAUGGUAACUAGUUUGUGGGUCAUUGGCUUUGUGUUGAAUCCUGAUGUCCAAUAAUGUGAUUGGUCAUAAAGACGGUCUAAACUUUAAAAUACCUCACAGUUUGGUUAUUGGUUUGGAGCACAUAUACAGGAUAUAUUUGAAAGCAACUGACCAUUACGUUGAGCAUGCUAAUCUUUUAAGGACAUUUUUCAAGAAAAGGUUCAAUUUUGCUGAAAUGUUUUACCUAAGCAAAUUUAUUGUUACGUACAUUUUCAGUCUUUUGAAACGUUUUCUGCGAAUAUCGCAUUAUUUGGUAAUUUUCUUAAUUAUAUUCUUCUGCUUCUUGUCUCCAGCCACUUCUGAGUGCAGCAUUAUUGGACCACCUGAUUCAUCAUGAUCGCAACAUUCCUCCAGAAUACACUUCUCCAGAAAACUACAAUGAGAUUCAGGUAGGCCGUUCAUGAUUGUACAGUCUCAUUAGCUUCGUGUUAAUUAAAUGAAUCGAUUUAUUGUAAAACCUUGGCCACUAUAUGGAAGCUCUUACCUUACUUAUACAGUAAUAAGUUGUCGCAAAGGUUCAAGGUUUUCAGUAGAUUGUGGUUACUAAUGUUAACUCAAUGUCUUAUAGGGCUAUAGAAUGGUAAAUUCGAGAGUAGCGCUCAAGCGUUUUUAUCAAUUCCAGGCCCGAGACUAAUUACUUCUAAAAUCCGAGCCCGAAACUCUUAGCGUCGAAAAUUUCGUGAUAAUGGUACAAAUAAAGCUAAAUAAAAUGACCCAUAACGCCAAUGGAAGCUAUUGGAAGCCUACCAAUAUACUGCUUUGUCUUGUUUUACCGUUUUAAUCUACUAGCUCACUUUGAUAAGUGUUCCCCUGAACUUUGAAAAAGUCGACUCAUGAAGACCAAACCGAAAGAAAAAACGACAAAUCCUAGAAUCCAAGACCCAUGGACAAAAAAAAAUUGGAGUCUCCGAGACAUAAAAAUCACCCUAAAACGAGAAUUCGAAACCUAUCAAAAACGCUUCUGAAAUUUCGAGAUCGGGCCAAAAUUUUCUGAGACCCGCUUAAGUGUAAUGUCUUCUGUUAAAAUAAAAAGCUUGUCUGCGGUGGACAUUAGCUGAUGUUACUGUUUUGACUUAUUUUAAGAUUUAUGCAACUGGCCCGUGACUUGAUGUUACAUGCAAUCACUUCAUCUACUAACAGCUAUUUUGCAGCACUUUCAGUAGGCCAAACCAUUGUCAUAGUCUGGAACUGCGCGUAUUGUAAUAUAUUCUCUACUCAGACUGUCCAAGGAUGUUAAUCACAGUAACUGUUCUUGGUUGUACCAUGUUAAUCAGUCUGAUGCUAUUCAUUUUUAUUUUUUUUAGUCUAUACAGAUUGUCACAUUUCUGUUGACUGUCUGUCAUGUGAUUCUAGUGGUGCAAGAUUGGUUUACAGACCUCAACGUUGUAAGGUACUACACUGUUACUAUAUUGGUUAAGUAGUCACAGAAGUCUCCUUAACAUUUUUUACUGCGUGGUUUGAAAAUUUGUUUUCUUUGACGUGUUUUGUUUUUUCGUUAUUUUUUUCUGUCAUUCCCAGUAAGUUUUAGGAAGGGGAAAAAUUCGCCAAAAACAAGUGGUUACAUUUUGCGAGUUAUGCCUCUCUCUUGUUAUUCAUAGGCCAUUCAAAGGUAUAAUUUUAGUUUACAAGAUUGAAGAAUUUUUGAGAAGCUAUUGUUCCUUAAGGUUUCGUUUUGUUGAGCUCUUCCUGUCCUUAUUACACCAGUAGGUUGUAGCCUCUGAAUUUCCAUUCUGAUUUCUCUGAAUAAUGGUAAAAGAAUAACGAGUUCAAUGCCGGGCAUGAAAACUGAUGAGAGUGUCGCAUUAAAAUUCUCCGUGUCUUUUUAUGCCAUUAGUGAUUGUACAGCUUUCCAUGAUAUUUUUGGAAAUAAACCUUACUUCGUCUACUUUGUCUUGCACCGCCUUUAUGUUUCGAUGAGAUGGAGACGAGCUUCCCGUUGAUAUCGCAUUUGCAAGUUUAAGUUUCCUUAACAACAGGAGCAAAAGAAAGGAAAAUAAUCUCACCCUUGUAUUGAGAUUAGCUAGCAUUUCGUCCUUCUCAUCAGAAGUUUUUGAAAAGGUGAAAUGGACAAGUCUCGUAGGAAUUUGUUAAGCUUCCUUUUUUAAUGAACAUUUCCAGAGAGGUUGCUUGAAAAUACAUUGCGGCAUUUCUUUUAUCUUUAAAACAAACACAUAAAAUUCUUUGUAAGUGGAGUUUUUGUAAACCCCACCACAGGUGUCAACUUCAGUUUUAUGAAGCAGUUUUAAUAAACCCUCUCCUUCUACAUACAGUUGAAAAGUGCUCAUGAUUAUCUUAUACUUCUUAUGAUGUACGUGUCUAUGUGUUUGUUAUUAUUUUGCAGACUUCUGAAAACAGCUGAGAUGUUAAAGCCUUCAUCUGCCGGUCAUGCAACACAUGAAUCAUCCGGGUAAGAGCCAUCUACGUACUAGAAAGGGAAAAAAGUAACAUCCAAGUUGUGAAUCUGGAAGAGAGACAAAAUGUAUAAUACUUUAGUGAUUUCUAAAUAGCUUUUAGUGUUAUUUUUCUGCCCGUGAAAGUAGCAACCUUAAGGUGUCUGGACAUCGUUUGAAAGGUCAGGUCGGUCUCCAGCAAUGGAGAAACAAACAGAGAAACUAUCCAAGUAUCAGGACGUGAGGGGGUUUAGGGCAUGAGAACAACAACCAUACCAGCGGUCAUAGGUGCCCUUGGGCUCAUCAAGAAGGGGAUGGAAAAUUGUACCAAUAAAAUCACCGGAAACAACGGGUUAUAAAAAGCUUUAGAGGCUCAUCCUACUUGGAACUGCUCAUAUAUUCAGGAAAACGCUAUCCAUCAAGUGAUCAAUGUUGAUGAACUCAGCACCAUAAGACUUAUAUUAGGUCUAGGUGUGCAUUGUCUUAAAAAUGGCUGUGUGGUUUGCUAGACGUUGUGCUGUUUCGUGUACAGUGUAUCCUAGUUUAGUUAAAUAUGAGAGUAAACUGUGUUUCUAACCUUUAUAUCAACGUUCAAAUUUUAGCUAUUCAAUACUGUUCUAAUUUAGCUUAUUGUACUUGAGUUUGUAUGCAAAUUUAGCUAAUUUAUUUUUUAUUCAAAACCUCAUUAAUAACUUAUAUCUGAUAAAGACACGCUAAACUUUACGUCCAAUUUUUUAGACCCUUUCAUCCUGCGAUUCUUAAAUGGAGAGCUUGCUCUCAAGCUAUGAUGACGCUAAAACAACAAAGGUCGCAAAGAAAAUAUCCAUUUCUCACAAGCUUGGGGUAGCGCUGAUUUGAUCAGAGAAAGGCUUUGUAUUGAUUGCCGUGCAUGUUUUCUUUUUUCCUUAAACAGCUUAGGCUCCUCAGAGGAUUCUGACGAAAAUUACCCCAAUAUAGGUUAGUGAAAACUUUGAAUUUGAUGUGAGCCACUGGAAUAGGCCCUUUGCAUUAACUGAUCACGUGAUCAACUUUCAGUAAACACGAGAACAGUUCGCUUUCGAAUAAUUUUGUUAAAACGAGGUGAAAAAGCAUAUUAAAAUUAGGUAACCUACAAAUUUUCAGCCGUAUAUCUCAAAAGUGGCAAUUGCAACGGCCGCCGAAAAUUAGAAGGAUUUGUACGAGGAAAACAACUCUUGCCACCCAGUCACACUUGAGUGGUUUUCCGUUAACUCGUUGUAAAUUCUGAAAUUUUUAAACUGUAGUUAAAUCUUUCCCUUACGCAUUUAAGGGCUCAAAGUGCCUGUUAUGAAUUAAAAGGAGAUUUGAGCCUCGUAAUGCUAAAGGAAAUAUUUCACGACAGGUGACUUGGGUGUCAGGAGUAACUUGUGACUAGGGAGAUUAUGGUGAUUAGGGUGACUAGGGUGAAUGGGUGUAGUUCGUGUAGUUGCUGUAGUUCUCUGCUUUGGUGUACGUGGUUUAGUCGCCCUGCUUGUGGUUGUUGUGGUUGCUUUUAAGUUGCUGUAAAUUGGUCUAGUUGCGGUUGUUUGUUGAAGUUGGCAGUAGCGCGUGUAAAUGAAAAUGUGUUAAACAAACAACUACAGGAAACUAAAGCAACUGCACUAAAGACAGAAACUACUUAACAAACAGAUUCCAUGUUGCCGUAUAAGUCCUGUGAUUUAAAAUGCCUCUUGUAAAAUUUACUAGGUUGAUCAAACUACAUGUACGGUAUUCUUGUUAUGGAGCACAUUUAUUAAAAAAAAAAAAUAAUGAUUCUUUUGUCUAUGGGAUCAUUUUGACUCUACACUUUUUAAAUUAUGUUGGGUGCAGUUCAAGAUGUUUUGAAUGUGUUCUAUUAUUUAUCCUAAAAGUUAUCUUUAUGAGAAUGCUUUUCACUUUCAGUGUUUGUAUAUAAUAAAUCCACAAGAGAAGAUUUUGACCACGAAAACCUGAGCUCGAUGCAUGCUGUGACCAGUACUCUAUUUCAACACUCCAGGCUAAAACUACAAAGUAAGUGUAACUAUCAUAUCAUCAGCUUGGGAGGAACAUUUUGACAUUUUGAGACAAGUUAGUGUUACUUGAAUGAAUUUUCCCUGUACGUGAUAGUAUAAUUACUUUUCUUGGCCAUUCAAUUCUUGUUCAAUCGAAGAUACAGAAAUAUGAGACAAAGAACUCUUUCGCAGAUUUUUGCUGACUGUUGCUUUUACUUUUUGUCCCGUUUUGUUGGCUACAUCUCAUCUAACCCAUUUGGUCCUGGGAAUUUUGCCGAAAAACGCGUUUUAAAGCUAGUCCAACCGUUUUCUGGUCACUGGCAAUAAUAGGUCGUACCCUUCGCGGCCUUCUGAUCCAGAUGCAAAAUAUUAACUUUUAAAGUUUGGGCAUGCGCAGAAAGCAAAAUUUCGAGAUGACAGAGCACUUUUGACCCUCAUGUUCACUUAUCUUGCCCCAUUUUCUCCUUUUGCUGGGCAUUUCAUAGGCGUCAUUUCGGUGGAAAACGUUUCUAGGAAAGCUUUUAGGAUCUUAGGAUUAUUAGAUGAAAGUAAAGGUUACAUGGUUUUUUCCCAUUUUCUUCGGCCUCCUUGACUGAAUCGUACUCAUUCUGGUAUGGUUCUUCACCCCGCACAAGUUAGUUAGUUGUCCUUGACCGUUAAAACCGAUGACGUCACAAGCGGUUAAAGGGACGUGGAUCCGCACAGUUGGUUACUGGCGAUUCAGGGGUGAAUUAGUUAAUUUACAAAAGGCUGUUAGGCCCAGUUUAUAUAUUGUGCUUUUUAGCCUUCUGCCGUGCUGUGUUGAAUUAAGUUUUACUUAAGCACGCCAGAAGCAUGGCGAAGUCAGUUUUGGAUUGGCUUUGGCGGAACAGCUUCGCCGGGCUUCAUGCUUGUGGCACGGCAGUGAUUGAAACGUCGUGCCUUUUUGCCAUGUCAUUCUAAGAGCCUGUUUACGUGGAGGUGGGACCCCCCCCCCCCCCCCGGCGUAAAAAGCACUUUAUUUGAAUGUCAAUGUAUUUAGCACUUAAGUACUAACUGAGGAGGACACUAUUUUUACGUCUCCUACUGGAGACAUGACCACCAUUUUACGUGGUCAUGCCAGCCACGCGAAGGUCUAGCUGUUUACAGGGGAAACGUAGUACCUUCAUUUCUCAGUUAUUUUAAAAUCCCGAGUACUGUUCCGGUCCCUAGAAUCGGACCCAGGACCUCACGCUCUGCAAUCAAGCGCCCUACUAACCGAUCCAAUCCUGCUGCUGUGGAUUAUUACGUUCAGCAUGAGAGAAGCACAGGGCCUGAACUGAACUGAACUGAACUGGGUCCUUGGCUCCUUAUUUUAAAUCCUUGUGUGCAUUUGGGAAAUUACUGUGUGAUUCUGUUAACCUUAGAGAAAUCCUCAUAAUUUUCCAAUUGAAUGCAAUUGAUAAGUGAAAAUCGAAGGGUACUUUACUUGAAUGCAUUAUAGCUGCUUAAAAUUGUCCGUAUUUUAAAACAUAACAACUUUUAGGUGCUUUUUUUGCUUUGUAUCAAGUAAAAGACUUUUUCAGUGGGAAAAUGUGGUGCUUAGGGUGAUUGAAAAUGCUCCCCAUAUGUAUUUGUGUGGUAAAAACCCAGGAAACAGUCGGUAAAUGAGGAAGAGAUGAGCAGGUUAUUCAACUGCUUAGGCAAUGAAAUCCCUAACCUGCAUUCCCUGAGGAUUUACCUUCUAUAAAUGUAAUGUGGCUUUCAACCCCUCCCAACUCAUGAUUUGUAUUUUAUGUUAGAACAUUGUAGCUUUUCUGGCGGUUUUUCCUGGAUUAACUGAAUUGGUGGCUAGACUCACCUCAGUAUGAAACGUUUCGAAAUAUCCUUUAUUUUAGGUGGAAUUUCACUGUUGAGUAGCAGCCUGAUGCCUUACAGAACUCUUCUGACGUCUUGUGAUGAUAUGAAUAUCUUCUUAGUUCCAUUAUAUCAGCGGCAUGCAGGUAAAACUGGCAAACAACUCUGGUCUGUAUUACAAGCCAAAAGUAGGGUUUAGAUUUUAACUUGACAUUAAAUUGUGUUCGCGGUCUCGUAAGUUGACAAAUUUGUUAUUGUGGAGCACAUCUUUGUAUUUGCUACAGAAAGGUUUCUGUGGUAGGCAGAGAUUUUUUGAAAUUGCUCUUCUUAAAAAUUGUAUCUACAUUCACAUAUACUCAUUCAUCUAGAGACAACCAGUAACGUCUUAAUCAGCAUAUAGCCGGCGGUAUUGUAGGGGAGUGAAAGCAAGCGGCACAGCCACGAUAGGUUUUUGCACAUUUUUUGUACCCCUGGAUGUGACGAAUUAUUUGUGUUGAUGUGGAGUAAAUAGAGAUCACUUCAUGGCUGGUGAGCAUGUACGAUUUUUAUUCAAGAGUAGUGAAGAAUCGCGAACUCAUGAUUAAUAAUCUUACUAGCAAACCAACCACGAAGUUACUUGUUUAUUCUUUGAGUACUGAGCUUUCUUUGAAACAAUGAAGACAAAAACGACUAUAGACGUGUGUGAAUGUAAUUGUUCAUCCAAUCAGACAACUCGAACGAUGAUUUUCCAGUGAAAUUUCAUCAUUUGCAUCACUGAUUGACUGUGACCCAAAACAGGACGAUUUUUUCCUUACUGUCAGUACUUGGAUAAUUCUUCUUCCAGGGAAUGGAAUCUGCACCAAGUCCCCGACGUAUCAAGGAAAUCCAAGCUUUGAGAUGGUGCUGCAGACUCUUAGAAAUCAGGUACUUUUAUGCUUUCAUUUUGUGAGCUUAUUUUAGGCAGUUAGAUAGGAGUUGAAAAUUCAUUGUUUGUUAUUUAGAGAAGAAGCCCCUCUCCCUCUUCUGCUGAUGUAACCUGCAGGAUUGAUUUCUUAAUUAAAGGAGGCGUUGGGUUGCCUUUGUCUUUUCUUCUAGUCCCUUCUUUAAUGCUUUCUUUUUUCACUGCUGUUAAAAAAGGUCCUCCCUUACCACUUUGCAAAAGUAGUAUUUUAAAGUUUUAACAGUUGGAUUUAGAAUCCAAGAGUCAUUGAUUUAAGGUGCCAUUCUGAAUCGGAACUGCUUCCUUUUUCGCUAUUCAGGAAACUGAUAUCGGUGAUAAUUCCAUACAAAUGUACACACAAUUUACUAUAGAUUGGGAUGACGAACAGGUGGUGUAUUCCUUUGAACGGACACAGUUUUAUCGAGGUUUACUCUAAAGUGAUAUUAAAAUCUUUUGCAGAUCUUUUCUGUCCACCGACACCUUCUAACUCAUCACACUCUGACGGAGAGGAACUGGUAAGACUCGGUGCCACAGUUACUCCUUCUGUGAUAAACCUUUAAAAAACGCUAUUGGUUUUAAUAUUUUGAUGCUAUAUAGAAUAUGCCUCAAGCGUUGAUCAGAUUGAUUCCCGUAAAUCUCUUGGUAGGCCUCUAGGGGAGGGGGAGGGCAUAAUCGUUUUUAAGGCGCAUUUGACAGGGGCAAACGGCAAACUGCGGUUUGCGGUUAGCGAUUUCACGUUAUCCGUCUGCCCUAACCCCUGAUCGCAGGUUACGUCUGCCCAUAUUUGGGGCUUAAGAUUCGCGGGUGGUAGCUUGCGGUUGCCAUGUUUGCUUUUAUUCAUUCGUUCACUUCUAUUUUAGCUCAGAAAUCGUCUUCAAAAUUACGUUUCUAUGAAAAAUAGUUCAGUAAUUAAUUAGCGAAAGAGUUCUGAAAAGUACCGUUUUCUCUCAAAUGUGGGAUUGGGAUGUUUUAGAGUGCAAAAAACCCUGCGGUAAAUCACCUACCUUUAGAGCCUGGUCUAGCAGUAAAAACGUGAACCUGAAGAAAGGACGAGAAGGCUUGAUAAAGGGUAUACACUUAUUUGAAGCCGCAGUUAUAUACGCAACUUAUGCAGUUGCGAAAAGAAAGCCUGCCAGGCUUGUACGGGAUUCGAACCCUUGACCUCUGCGAUACCGGUGCAGCGUUCUACCAAUUAAGCUAACAAGCCAACUGGGAGCAGGUGGUUGAAUUGGUUCGUUAUAAACCCGUGAAAGGAUGAUGAUGGAAUUAUGAAUAUAUGAAAAUCAUAUAUGUGAACUGCGGAGUGAAGAAGUAUUUGAAGAAAGACCAUCGCAGUUAUAUACGCAAAUUAUGCAGUUUCGAAAAGAAAGGGUAUACACUGUAGCUAUCGAUCGUAACGGGGCGCAAACCCUUGCACCCCCCGUGCACCUGCAGUCGGUCAUAAUCACCUCUUCCAGAGACACCUCAACGCUUUAUAUUCUCUGAUUUAUGAGGCCAUUUUUCUUUUAAUUCUUUAGGUUUCAUUUUGCUGCUCGUUCUUGGGACACUGUCAGGAAGUCAAGUUUAAUAUCGGAGUAUAACAGACUCCUUUGCACUUAGUAUUUGUCCUAGCGGGAAAUUAAAGUCCAAAUGGAUUCACAAAAGACGUUAACCGGACUCCAGAAUGAAAAAACAUGUUCCGUGGUGAUUAGACUUGGACACUCCCAUAACUUAAAAAAUAGAGAAUUC